AUGCGCAGUCUGCCUGUAUCUCAUGUUAGUAGACCUGACACGGUGCAACUAUCAGGAACCACAACACUGAAAAAAUUGACAGCCAUCUACCACUGGACAGUCUCUGGUUUUGAUAUUUGUCCUGAGGAUGCUGUAAAUAUUGGGUCUCCUGUGUUUUCUCACCCAAAUUUGAGUAAAUGGUGCAUGGAACUUGAAAAUGACAACGGCAGACUGAUGAUGUGCUUCCGUCUUGUGGCUAGUGAUGAUUCUCUGCCUGUGAUGGCAACCCUUGAAGUUUUAGUGUCGUAUCGGGAUGGUACAAAACACAGUGUGUAUUCACUUGAAGACCACAAUCUUAAAGUAAACGAGAGAUCUUCUCUGCAGUGUCUGACGGACAACAUUAACACUGAAGAACUGGGUGACAACUGGAGUUUUGAAUGUGAAGUGUGCAUUGUAGAAGUGGUAGCAGAGGACACAACUGAGGAAGAUCUCGAGUCAGACGUGGCCAAGGAUCUGGAGCAGUUGAUGGACUCGAAAUUCUUAUCAGAUAUCACAUUGAGUGCUGGAGGGGUCCGGCUGGAUGCACACAGGGCGAUACUGUGUGCACGUAGCCCUGUUUUCAGAGCCAUGCUGAGUCACGACAUGAAGGAGGCUCUGGAAGGCCUCGUGGAGAUCUCUGACACUGAACCGCAAGUCGUGUCAGAGAUGUUGCGCUACAUGUACACAGACAAAGUACGUGUACCGAGUGAUGUGACAGAGCAGCUCUUGGUGGUCCUCGACAAGUAUGGGCUCCAGGAUGCCAAGUUGAGAUGUGAGAUGAAGCUGGCGAGACAAGUUACAGUAGACAGUGCUGCUGAUAUUGCUGCCCUUGCCAUUGCUCACACCUGCAGCUUCCUGCAAAAGGUGUGUGUGGCUUUCAUUAAGCAGAAUCUUGAGCAGGUGGUUGGCAGCAGAGGCUGGGCAAACAUCAUUGACAGGUAUCCUGAGGCUGUGAAGACCAUCUGUGAAUCGGUCACCGAAGGAUCAGAGAGGUGUUCAUCACCUGCUACAUCCGGUUCACAGUCAGGCGCCACCACAGUGAAUUCUCCAACUGCGGAGCUCACACCAGAACACCUCACUCCUGUGACACGGUCUGGGAGUUUGGACACUGUGAGGGACACGGGCUACACACACUGUGAAAGAAGAAAAGUGGUAUAUAUCUGGGAAGUUAAGGGCUUACUUAACUGGCCCAAGGGCAGAAAUUUUGUCUCUUCUGCACCUUUUUGGCAUCCUGAGACAAUUCAGUGGGAGCUGAGACUCUACAACUGUGGAAAAUACUAUUAUGUGAACUUAAAGCUGUUAGAAAAUAAAGCUGCUGGGGAUGUAAGGGUGACUGUAGAUCCCCAAAUCAAGUGGGAAUUAAUUAGUGUGAAAGACAUAAUCAUUAAAGAAGGGUCAGAGGGGAAACUUAAUUUUAUCUUUUCGAAAACUUUUGAGGACAUGUAUACAUUAAAAUAUGAAAUCAGUUUGGUGUGUGCAGUGCAGCAGUGUGGAGUAGCAGUUAAGCCAGCGCCGCAGUCUGAUCUCAAAAAGGAUCUGCAUUCCCUGCUAGAGUCUGGAAAUUCUGCAGAUUUUAAAUUGUGUACCGGGAAUGUGGAGACAGGAGCACACAGAGCGAUACUGGCGGCACGUAGCCCCUUCUUCGCCCGUGUGCUGCGGCUCGACUCUGAGGUGUCGAAGGAGAGCCAGUUGGAGGUCCCAGAUGUGAAGCCCGGAGUGUUGGCUGAGAUUCUGCAUUAUAUAUACACUGGAAGUGUGAAAAAUCUGGGUGACUCCACAGCAGAACUACUAGCGGCAGCUCACAGGUUUGAGCUUUGCGACCUGAAGAGAGAGUGUGCCACUCGUCUGUCAGGGCAGCUCACUGUGGAUAAUGCUGUCACUACAGCUGUCUGUGCCAUUGAGAACCAGUGCAGCGAAUUGUUAAACUCAUCUGUGGAGUUCAUCCGAUUACAUUUCAAGCAGGUGGUGGGCACCGCCAAGUGGAUUGAAGCCAUUGACACACACCCGGGAGCUCUCAAGGAAAUCAGUCAAUGGGUAGCAGCAGCUGGAAAGAACACACUGGUUUUUAAAACAUUUUGA
Schistocerca americana (American grasshopper) is the source of this 2097-nucleotide messenger RNA. RefSeq lists its product as uncharacterized. The coding region runs from base 1 to 2097 and encodes 698 amino acids. Gene Ontology annotation, molecular function: ubiquitin protein ligase binding. The transcript is spliced from 2 exons. Gene Ontology annotation, cellular component: cytoplasm. Gene Ontology annotation, biological process: proteasome-mediated ubiquitin-dependent protein catabolic process; regulation of proteolysis. NCBI's taxonomy places the organism in Eukaryota, Metazoa, Arthropoda, Insecta, Orthoptera, Acrididae. The record is from RefSeq and is a predicted model, not a curated record.